AUGGCGCAGGUGCUCGUCUCCCGAGGAGCCUUUCAGAGAGGCUCGAAGCUGGUGUUCCUGUCCGGGCGCAUGGGCAGCCUCCAGGACACGGCGUCGGGCGGGAGACCGGACGGGUGCUACGGAUACCGGAUGUCCAAGUGCGCGCUGAACAUGGCCGCGGUGCUUCUGGCGCGGGAGCUGGCCCCGGAGGGCGUUGCGGUGUCCCUCGUGGACCCUGGGAAGGUGGCAACGGGGCUGUCGUCGUUCACCGGGUGCACCGCGGGCGUGGACGGCUGGCAGCACCCGCGCGACGCCGCGGAGGCGUGCAUAGAGCACGUCCUCGCCGGACCCAGCGAGCCGGCGCCUGUCGUCAACGUGCGCCACGACGGGGUGGUGACGGGGUGGUGA
Messenger RNA from Pedinophyceae sp. YPF-701, 387 nucleotides. Lineage: Eukaryota; Viridiplantae; Chlorophyta; Pedinophyceae. The record is from the annotation of a GenBank genome assembly.